AUACAAAAGCUACUGAUGAUGGACUACAGAGCAAGAUACUUAAAAGCUAAAGAAAACAACGAGGAAGAUCACACACAACAACGAGACUAUGACCCAUCUAAAGAGGGUGAUAUUUUUCACGAAAUGUCUUUGUCUAAUGAUAGAAAAAGUCAGUCUGAGCGAAUCCACCCAAUGGAUGUUCAGAUGGCUGUGUUUCAUUGUGCUGAUGGUUUCCUGAAGCAGCUAAUGGUGACUAAACUGUCCCAGUGUCAGUACGCUCUGCCUUUGCUUGUUCCUGAUCCAUUCACACAACAGAUUGAGUUUCCUCUCUGGACAUUCAGACAAAUCAGCAAGAGCUGGAAGAUGAGAAACAAAAACAAUGAAAUCAUCAGUCAAACCCAGCCGAUCUACAAAGCACAAACUCCAAUGGUGUUUUUCUUCAGGUUUGGCUCUGUGUCUUCAUCCAAGUCUCAGCUGAUGAACAGUCUGAUCAAUGAGAAACACAACACAUUCUUCCACAGGAACUGCCCAGGCAGCAGCAGAACCAGAGUCCUGAUGGAUGGAGUGGUGGAGAUCUCCUGGUUCUGUCCCUCUGGAACAUAUGAUGAUAAAUUCACUGACUGUGUUGCCUUCUGUAAUCUACACGGUGAUGCAGCAGCCAAUGAGAAACAGCUGCAGAUCCUCACUGAAAUGGCCUCAGUCAAUGUUGUUCUUCUAUCACAACUUCAGAGGUAUGACAGAAGCAUGAAAAAACUUGAUGAACUCCAUAAGGGCUCAAAGCCAUUUAUUUGUAUUUUUACUGAGGAUGAAACGGCUGUAACUGUGUUGAAGGAAAAAUAUCGGAUUGGUCUGAAAAACAGAAAUCAGUCGGAUGUUUCUGAAGAGCUCAGAAGAGCUAUAAAUGAUUGUCUCUCAGAAUCAUCUUCCACUUUCAGACUUGAAGAUGUGUCCAAACACUCAGAUAUCAGAGUAGAUGAGGAAGUUGAUGAGGACUGCAGGAGAGGAAGAGAAGCAGCACAGCAGAUGAUGUGUUUACUGGAGAAGAAAGAUCUGAGAGGAAUCAAAGAAUCAUUUCUGCCUCAUCAGGGGAAACUGUGGCAUCAGUGGAGUCAGAAGAACAAAGAACUACAUCAACCUCAAGCAGAUGAGAUAGAAAUGGACAUCAGUAGAAAACAAACAGACUUGAAGACAAUCCGUGAACAGCAGCACGCAUCUGAUAUAAGUGAGUUUGUGAAGCUCUUCAUUAAAGAAAUGAACACAGAUGCUGAACAUGAAAAGAUGUUUUUCAUUAAAUGGCUCACAAUCCUCCUGGAUGAAUAUAUCUCAGCUGACCUUUCUGCUCUACAUCAUAAGUAUAAUGAAAUGUGGUCAACAGUCUUAACAAUGAAUGAUAACAAAAAUACAUCUGAGCAACUGACAACUGUACAAAUUGACCUUGACAGAGUAUCUAAGGAACUUCAAGCUGCAGCUUUUGGUUUGGAGCACAUCAUGAGGGAGAUCGGUCAGAUCUAUGAAUCAUGUUCAUCUGUGAGGAAGAUUAAGAAAGACCUGCAGGUUCACUUCUCUUCUCUCCCAAGUCUUGCAGCAGAGAUGAUGAUCUCUGGAUUUCCACUGGAGCUGAUGGAUGGAGAUGCUGCUCAUGUUCCUGUGAUCUGGAUCUCUGCUGUGCUAGAUGAACUCAUCCAGAAACUGGGAGACCAGAGAGUCUUUGUGCUGUCAGUUUUAGGGACUCAGAGCUCUGGGAAAUCCACCAUGCUGAAUGCCAUGUUUGGUCUCCAGUUUGCCGUCAGUGCUGGCAGAUGCACCAGAGGAGCUUUCAUGCAGCUGGUCAAAGUGUCAGAUGAGAUGAAAACACAUAUGAAGAUCGACUAUAUUCUGGUUGUUGAUAUUGAGGGUCUUCAUGCUCUAGAACUGACUGGAAGAUCAACAAGACAUCAUGACAAUGAACUGGCCACAUUUGUUGUUGGUCUUGCAAAUCUCACUUUGAUCAACUUCUUCAGAGAAAAUCCUGCUGAGAUGCAGGACAUUCUUCAGAUUGUUGUUCAGGCCUUCAUGAGGAUGAAGAAAGUCAGACUGAAUCGCAGUUGUGUGUUUGUGCAUCAGAAUGUUUCAGACAUCACAGCUGGAGAGAAAAACAUGGAGGGAAGGAGAAGACUGCAGAUGAAACUGGAUGAAAUGACAAAAGUCACUGCUAAAGAGGAAGAAUGUGAUGCAGAAUGUUUCAGUGAUGUCACUGAAUUUGAUAUACAAAAUUAUGUGAAGUAUUUCGCUCAGCUCUGGGAGGGCAGACCACCAGUGGCACCACCAAACCCAAACUACUGUGAGAGCAUUCAAGAACUGAAGGAAACUAUUAUGGCUUUUGCCUCAAAAUCACAUGGAAUGAUGCUGAUAGACUUAAAAGUCUGUAUUAAAGAUCUCUGGGAGGCUUUACGGAAGGAACAAUUUAUCUUCAGCUUCAGUUUCAAUGCUUUGGAGAUUUCAGCCUACAGGACACUGGAGCCCGAAUACAAUAAGUGGUCCUGGAGUCUUCGCAGUGCCAUGAUGGAAACUGAGAACAAACUACACAACAAAAUAGAAAAUGGAACAAUCCAUGAGGCUGAGGAAACUGAUCUUAAAAGAGAACUGAAGAAGACAAAUGAAGAAGUGAAAAAAUCAAUGUCAGAGUUCUUUGAGAAAGUCAGAGAUAGAGAUAAACUGAUUCAGUGGAAAGCAACAUUUGACCUCAAAAUUAAAGAACUUCAGGAAAACAUUGUGAGGGAAACAAAGAGGAAAUUAAUUGAGAUUCUUCAGCAGCGAGACCUCAAGAAAAAUAUUGAUGCCCAGAGGACACAUCAUGAAAAUUCUCUCUAUGAAACAAGCAAACAACUUGCCUUAAAAUGUAAAGACAAAGCAAAUGAUGAGGAAAGACUGAAGAAAGAGUUUGAUUUGUUUUGGGAACAGAGAGUGAAUAAGAUCAUCACAGAAAUUCCUCCAAUCAAAGACAUUGACAUAAUGACAGAUUUGAUACACAUCCUCAGUGACAUCUACAAAAUUGCUCACCAUUACAGUGAGAGCUGUGAUAUUUUUACUGUGUCGACUUAUUCAGAAUAUGUUCUUUUCAGAAAGUCCACAAAAAGAGUUAAAGAAACACAUGGAUUUGCUCGAAUUCUGUCUCCAGCGGAUGAAGCCCAGAUCAGAUCAUUAGUCACAGAUGUUGCUCUGCAGACAGACACAAUGAUUCAGUCAUUUAACAUUUCAAAGAUGGGCUACAACAUCAGCUGCAUUCAAAAACUCACAGGUUACAUCAAGAGGAGAGUAACAGAACAUCAGAUAGGACAAGUGAAAUAUGUGUUCAAGAUUAAUUUCUUCAUGGAUUUGGUUCUUUCCAUCUAUAUGAGAGCAAACAAGAUGAUCACUGACCAACACAGACUGUUCAGGGAAGCCAAUGAUCCUGUAAUAUAUGUUGAGAAGAAGAGAGAAGAGUACUAUACAAUUUUCCAGAAAUACUGUCAUGGAGAAACAUCAGCUGCUAUUUUUGGUGAGAUCAUCUGUCAGAAACUUAAAGAGCCCAUUGAGCAGAGUGUCUACAAGAAGACUGCCAGAGAUUUAGCAGAUGAAAUGAGAUCAAACUGUGAAUCACUGAAUGGAAGCAGAGCAAAUCUGGAGAAAGACAUCCUAAAGACACUGGCAGAAGAGGAAGAUUUCAACAAAUACAUGAACUACAUUCAUAAUCCCAGAGAUCAUUUCAAGAGUUUCAUCAGAUGUGAAGUCAGUCGGUACAUCACUGAUCAGUUCAGUGUCAGUGUUUUACCCAGGAUGAAGGAGAACAUUGAACUCCUGCAGCAGAAGAUCACGAAAGCAUCUCAUGAAUCUACUGAAUACGUUCAAGUCAGCAGAGGAGAUGUUGGUUUGUGGUUGAAGAAUUUCACACAGCAGCUCUCAGAUGAGCUGAUCUUCUCUGAAAAAGACCUCAGUGGAGUGAAACAUGAUGAUGUUGAAGUGAAACUCCUAGAAGAUGUGAUAGAUAAAGAACUUCCUGCUAUAAUGUCUGAGAUCAGCAGUAGAUUCAACACAAAGACAUUUCCAGUAAAGCUGGACUAUAAAUUCAGACCAGAUGAGCUUCUGAUUGAUGACUUCUGUUGGUGCUGUUGGGCUCAGUUUCCGUUCUGCACCAACACUGUAGAAAACCAUGAUGGAGAUCACAGUGUUGCUUUCCACAGAGUGAGAGGAACUAAAGGGUGGCAUUUCUCUCAAGCUCAGUAUCUCUGUGCUGUUAUUUGCACCAAAUUAGUGGCAUGUAAUCAGGAUGAACCAGAUGGAACGUUCCCUUUGAGAGAACAUAGAAGAGCAGGAGGAGUUUAUACAGACUGGAGCAUCACCCCUGACCUCUCUGAACUGCCCUACUGGAAGUGGUUUGUGUGCAGAUUCCAGAAAGAUCUGGAGAAAUAUUGCAAUAAAACAUUUGAUGGAUAUGGUAAGAUCCCAGAUGAAUGGAAAAAAUAUUCAAAACAGGAUGCUAUUGAGAGUUUGGGUCAAUGCAUCUAAUGGAGAA
Molecule: messenger RNA, 4510 nt
Organism: Sinocyclocheilus grahami
Lineage: Eukaryota; Metazoa; Chordata; Actinopteri; Cypriniformes; Cyprinidae
Product: interferon-induced very large GTPase 1-like
Exons: 1
Coding region: 16-4503 (1495 amino acids)
Molecular function (GO): GTP binding
Source: RefSeq, a predicted model, not a curated record